This is a messenger RNA of Diaporthe citri, 2913 nucleotides long. RefSeq lists its product as uncharacterized. Gene Ontology annotation, biological process: protein folding in endoplasmic reticulum. Bases 1 to 2913 code for a protein of 970 amino acids. NCBI's taxonomy places the organism in Eukaryota, Fungi, Ascomycota, Sordariomycetes, Diaporthales, Diaporthaceae. The transcript is spliced from 2 exons. The record is from RefSeq and is a predicted model, not a curated record. Gene Ontology annotation, cellular component: EMC complex.
AUGCUCCUCCCAUCAUCCCUCACGACCAUCACCGCCCUCCUCGCCCUCCCCGCCGCCGUCCGGGCCGUGUUCAGGGAUGAGGUCGGCGACGUGGACUUCCACUACGAGCUUCUCGGCCUGCCACAGCGCGAGACCACAUUCUUCCACCGGCCGCGGCCCGAAGACAAGGCCAGCCUGCUGUACACCCUCAGCGACGUCGGCGUCCUCGGCGCCGUGAACCCCAGCAGCGGCGGCGUGGUGUGGAGGCAGCUCGUCGGCGGCAACGCGACGCACGGCGGCGGGCACCUCAGGGCCGGCGACGGGGAGAGCUGGGUCGCCGGCGCAUACGGCAGCGCGGUGCACGCCUGGGAGGCCGUCAGCGGGCGGAAUGUCUGGUGGAGGGAGUUUGCCGGGGAGGUCAAGGACCUCGAGGUCAUGGAGGUGACCGAGAAGGGCCGCAAGGACGUCCUGGCGCUUUACAACGAGGACGGGUCCACGACCCUGAGGAGGCUGAACAGCGCCGACGGCAGCGUGGUCUGGGAGUUCAAGGAGACGAGCAAGGACCUGCCCCUGCAGGUCAGUACCAACGUCGAGAAGGUCUUCGUCAUCAGCCUGCACGGGAACCUCCUGUCGUACAGCCUCAAGGUCGCCAUCCUCGACACCCUGACGGGCAAGCGGCUGGACGAGAUCAGCAUCGGCACCAAGGGCGACGUCAACGGCGAGGGGGACGUCAUGUUCGUCGGCGCCAACUCCGCCGCGCCCAUCGUCGCCUGGGCCGACGACUCGCUGACCAAGCUGCGCGUCAACGUCCUGGGCACCCGCAACACCCAGGAGUUCCCGCUCGUCGCCGACACCACGUCCGUGGAGAUCCACGCGCCCCACCUGGCGCAGUCGCAGCCGCACUUCCUCGUCCUCAGCCGCACAAAGGUCGGCACCAAGGCCGAGGUCUACCACGUCGACCUCAAGAGCAACGCCAUCAAGCGCGCGCACGAGCUGCCCCACCUCGCCGGCCCGGGCGCCGUCUCCACCAGCUCCGACGGCGCCAACGUCUACUUCACCCGCAUCACCGAGAACGAGAUGACGCUGGUGUCGUCGGGCUCGCACGGCGUCCUGGCCCGCUGGGACGUCAAGACCGGCAACUACAAGGCGGGCGCGGUGCACGCCGUCUCCGAGGUCAUCAAGAAGCCGGGCGACGAGUUUGCCGUCCGGUCGGCGGUUGUGACCGAUGCGGACGACUGGGUGCUGCUGCAGAACGGCAACCUGGGCUGGUCUCGCCCCGAGGGCCUGAGUGCUGGCGUCGCCGCUGCCUGGGCUGAGAUCCCCGAGUCAGAGGACCUGGUCAAGACUCUCGAGGCAGAGGCCCAUGAUAACCCCUUGUCUGCUUAUAUCCAUCGCGUGACCAGGCAUUUCGACGAUCUGCAGUACCUGCCGGGUUACCUUUCCUCGAUCCCUGAGCGGCUACUUGGCAGUAUCAUCGGCACCGAGGCUUCGAAGAAGAACACCCUGUCUCGGGACACCUUUGGCUUCAACAAGAUCAUCGUCCUUGCCACAAGGAGGGGCAGGCUCUAUGGUCUCAACGCUGGGGACCAUGGGAAGAUGAUCUGGACACAUAGGGCCUUCAACCUCGCACCUGGAGAGACUUGGGACGUCAAGGGUAUUGAUGUUGAUGACACCAAGGGCCUGGUCACCGUCCGCGGCUCAACAGGUGAUUAUGUCAUUGCCAAGACGGACACUGGCAAAAUCACCGAGACCACAGAACCUGGGUCCCGACCAGCUGUACUUAGCACCGUGAAGGUUGACACUCCUUCCGGCAAGUUCCUGCUGUCUGUUGGCGCUGAUGGCAAGGUUGGUGAGAUCCCAGCCGCCUUGGCGCCCAAGCAAACCGUCGUUGUCCAUGCUGCCAGUAAUGAGCUCAAGGGCUUGAAGUUCGUCGUCGAUGGCACGCAAGCUCACGAAGAGACUGUAUGGACCUUUUCGGCCCCAGGCUCGCAGCGCAUUGUCGAUAUUGCGACCCGGUCACCACACGACCCUGUCGCGUCGAUUGGUCGCGUCCUCGGAGACCGAACAGUCAAAUACAAGUAUCUGAAUCCCAACACGGCAGUCGUCGCCACUGUUGAUGACGCUGCUUCGACUCUCACGACAUAUCUGCUGGACACUGUUUCCGGCCAGAUCCUCUAUUCUGCAACUCAAGAAGGGGUUGACACUGGCAAGCCCGCGGACUGCGCUAUUUCUGAGAACUGGUUCGUCUGCUCCUUUUUCGGCCAGUACGAGCUUCGCGACAACGUCGCGCAGAGCUUGAAGGGCUACCAGCUGGUCGUGUCCGACCUCUACGAGUCCGACCGCGCAAACGACAGGGGCCCACUGGGAGAGUCGGCCAACUUCUCGUCGCUCAAGCCCAUCGAUAACCCCACCGGCCCCGCGGUGCCGUCCGUCGUCUCGCAGACCUUCAUCGUCGCCGCCCCUCUCGAGGCGCUGACCGUCACGGAGACGAGGCAGGGCAUCGCCACCCGCCAGCUGCUGGCCUACCUGCCCGAGACGCACGGCAUCUACGGCAUCCCCCGCCACGUCCUGGAGCCCCGGCGCGUCGUGGGCCGCGACCCGACGCCCGUCGAGGCCGAGGAGGGCCUCAUGAAGUACCACCCGGCCAUCGAGGUCGACCCGAAAUUCGUCGUCACGCACGAGCGCGACGUCCUCGGCGUCCGCCGCAUCGUCGCCGCCCCCGCCGUCGUGGAGAGCACCAGCCUCGUGCUCGCGUACGGCGUCGACGUCUUCGGCACGCGCGUCGCUCCCAGCUUCGUCUUUGACAUCCUCGGCAGGGGGUUCAACAAGGUCUCCCUGCUCGGCACGGUGGUGGCGCUGACGGGUGGCGUCGUGGUGCUGGGUCCGAUUGUCCGGAGAAAGCAGAUCAACAUGCGUUGGAAGCCGACGCAAUGA